This is a messenger RNA of Leptinotarsa decemlineata (Colorado potato beetle), 1467 nucleotides long. RefSeq names its product Taspase 1 (gene Tasp1). Gene Ontology annotation, molecular function: threonine-type endopeptidase activity. Gene Ontology annotation, cellular component: cytoplasm. The record is from RefSeq and is a predicted model, not a curated record. Gene Ontology annotation, biological process: protein maturation. NCBI's taxonomy places the organism in Eukaryota, Metazoa, Arthropoda, Insecta, Coleoptera, Chrysomelidae.
CAUUUUCACCAAAAUAAUCAAAGAAUGACUGCAAUAAUAGCUGUCCACUGUGGUGCAGGUAGUCACAGUAGCAAGCUCUAUGGUGAUUAUAAGAGGCUUUGCAAUAGAGCAUGCCGAAAAGGCAUUCAAGUAUUACAAGAGGGGGGUACAGCGAUGGAAGCAGUUAAAGCCGCAGUAAUAGUAUUGGAGAACCACCCCAUGACGAAUUCAGGAUUUGGCUCAAACCUUACAUCAGACGGCUUCGUAGAAAACGAUGCCUCAGUAAUGGAUGGCAGAACGCUGACCUUUGGAGGCUGUGGAGCUGUCAAAAAAGUCAAAAAUCCCAUAGCUUUGGCCUACGAUAUAUGUCUCAAACAAUCAAAUACCCAACCGCUGGGUCUUGUUCCACCUUCACUGUUGGUUGGUCAGGGAGGACUGCAGCAUGCUCGCAAUGCUUCGUUGAAAAUAGUUCCCAAUAAAAGAUUGAUAAGUAAAAAGGCUUUUCGACAAUUUACAAAGUAUAAGAAGCUGUUGGAGUCACAUGAAUCUCACGAAAGAUUGGACACUGUGGGAGCUGUUUGUAUCGACAGUGAGGGACAUGUUGCUUCAGCUUGUAGUUCAGGUGGUUUGAUUCUGAAAAAACCAGGGAGAGUAGGCCAAGCGGCUCUUUACGCUAGUGGAACCUGGGCAGACAGCUUGAACAAAGAUACCGAAUCUACGGUCGCGGUAUGCACCACGGGGUGUGGGGAGUACCUCGUACAAACCCAGUUAGCCAAAGAGAUAGCUGACGUUAUCAAACCCAGUUCUAGUCCCAUCACUGACCUGCAUAGAGCAAUGACUAGUCAAUUUCUGGAAUCAAGAUAUCUGAGGAACGUCAAACAGAAGAUGGCAGGAGCGUUAGUGCUGCACCGGAAUAGUGAAAGUGGAGAGACGUCAUUGUUGUGGGGUCACAGUACUGAAACCAUGGGGGUUUCGUAUAUGAAAUUGGGAGACAAUAAACCGAAGAGCAUUAUGUCUGAACUACCUCACUCAGCAGAACCUGGAGAAACCAUCAACAUAGGAGGAGCACACUUCUUCAGUAAUAACCCUUCUUCGAAACCUCUCACUUGAGUUGGAACAUUUCUCAGUUCUGUACCUUUCACCUCGCCAAAGUUAUUUGAUGGUUAUCGAAUUGAAAAGAUUGUUCUUGUAAACAGUUGUUUAUUGCUUGUUUCAGUUACAGAGUGAUGUGGAAAUAUAUGAUUUUUUCCUACACAGAAUGGAAAUAAACUGGUGAAAAACUACCAUUAACUUCGAAGAAACUGAGCUUUUUGGUUUUUUUUCAUGAAAAUAGUGGACAUUUCCAAACUAUCAAAUGAUAAGCAUAGUUUCUUCAUUUUAGUCAGUGUUUUAUUCAAAGAGAAGUUUGUUGGGUAACUGGAUCAAAUUAUUUUUGUUUUCUUGUCAAAGUUUUGAAUUCGUAUUAAAUUCUUCUUCAGAGCUCUAUAA